Molecule: messenger RNA, 1840 nt
Organism: Carassius carassius (crucian carp)
Lineage: Eukaryota; Metazoa; Chordata; Actinopteri; Cypriniformes; Cyprinidae
Product: acyl-coenzyme A diphosphatase NUDT19-like
Exons: 3
Coding region: 224-1423 (399 amino acids)
Cellular component (GO): mitochondrion
Molecular function (GO): hydrolase activity, acting on acid anhydrides, in phosphorus-containing anhydrides
Source: RefSeq, a predicted model, not a curated record
UGGUUGUAGCAUAGAAUUUUCUCCAAUGGGACAAAAAUGUCUUCAUGAGUUAUGACAAUCAAUCGUUCAUUCACCCCUUGCAGUAGAUGGCGCCACUCAACAAAUAUAGAAAAGAUGCACUACUAUUUUCUCUGUGCUGUCCUUGGCGCCAUUCAUGAUUAGUUGACCGAAGUUAAAAGGUUCAUGAGUAACGGUUGAACAUGUAAGUUAAGCGAGGGCCAAGAUGAACAGGGCGCUGAAACACUGGCGGGAGGCGGCGACGGUGAUCCUGGCGGCCGGCCUGAGACACGCUCCGAGCGCGGACUCUUUGGAGAGAGUCACUCAUACAGCGCACAAACCUGCCUUUGAUUAUCACGUGCUGCUGCUGAAACGGAGCAGGAACAGCGGCUUCAUGCCCAAUGCCUACGUGUUUCCCGGGGGGCUGGUGGACUCGUCUGACUUCUCCAGCGAGUGGCAGGAGGUCUUUAAAUCCUUCACGAAAGCGCCCAACUUCGGCAUAGGAGUCGCGAAGCAGCCGCCUGGGACCAGGCCACCCAUUUUCGCCACCGACAGAGCGAAACUGGGAUCCCCGAUCCCCGGAGACGUGGCUUUCAGGAUAUGUGCGGUGAGGGAGACGUUUGAGGAGUCCGGCGUGCUCCUGGCGGUUCCCAAACACGAGGAGAGCGGGAUUCGCGUGCGCACAGAUGAUGCUAGGGACAGUGACCCCCAGCCAGCUCUCACCACACUGAGCGGACUGUGGGACAGAGACGUGCUGUCCAAGUGGAGGUCUCUGGUUAUUGGUGACUCGGCGAAUUUUAUUAAGAUGUGCAGGGAGCUGCAGUGUCUGCCCAAUAUCUGGGCUCUACACGAGUGGGGCAACUGGCUGACACCCAUAGGCAUGCAGGACAAACAGAGGCGCUACGACACGGCCUUCUACUUCUGCUGUCUGCGCGACACGCCGCACACGCUUCACGACGAGAGGGAAAUAGUUCACUUCAAGUGGUCGAGUCCCUAUGACAUGCUCCACAGCUAUAAAUCAAAGGAGCUCUGGAUCGCUCCUCCUCAGUUCUACGAGCUCGGACGCAUGCGCCGGUUUGCAGCUCUCACAGAUCUCCAUAGCUUCGCCUGGCAGAGGUCUUUGGAUGGGUGCGAACACUGGCUGCCUGUUCUCCUGCUGGCACCUGACUGCGUUGCAAGCAUUUUACCAGGGGAUGCUCUGUACCCGGAAAAAGUGGACCCUUCUGGAAGUAGUGGCGGCGGCGUGAUGAAAACUGAGAAAAGUCUCGAAGAGCUCCAGCGGGACAGCACAAACUUGCACCGUAUCAUUGGGCAGGAUCCGUAUUCAUUAACUGUACAAAUGAACAUCACACCCAAGUAUAACCACCUGUCUCCUCUCUGCGCUGCAGAUGUGGACAACUCCUUCAAAGAACACAGCAAACUCUGACACUUACCUUUCAAACAGCAGCACGACUGAUGGACAGAAACAAGUGUUUUUUUUUUUUUUAGAUUUAUAAAUCAGCUCUUUUCUACCUAUGAGUGUAGUUCAAUGUGGUCUCCUAACUUUUGAAAGAUGAUAAAAAAUGACUACCUGGUUGAUGUGACAACUGCUACUACUGUGUAUUUCUUUAUAACAUUGUCAUGAGCUCUUUUAAAGUGCUUCCAAAGAAAAAAAAAAAGCUAACAGAUGUAAAGUUUGAAUUGUCAGUUUUUCGUUAGUGCAAUACUGCAGAUGGAAAAGCUACAGAAUGUUUAUUUGUUGCAAGUUCAAUGUUUUCAUGCUUUGAGUUUGCUGAAUAAAUGAUACUACAGGCAAACAAUAACUUGCGCAAUUGUGUGUAUAAAUAUUGCAUUCGUUUGGUUU